Molecule: messenger RNA, 288 nt
Organism: Arabidopsis lyrata subsp. lyrata
Lineage: Eukaryota; Viridiplantae; Streptophyta; Magnoliopsida; Brassicales; Brassicaceae
Product: defensin-like protein 115
Exons: 2
Coding region: 23-274 (83 amino acids)
Source: RefSeq, a predicted model, not a curated record
UAUCAAAAAGAUUAUCAUAGAAAUGGCUAUCACAAAAAAAAUGCUUGUCGUAUUACUUCUCACCAUUCUUUUUGUUACAUCGUCAGUUCAUUGUUCUGAUAGCACUUUUGGUAUUGGAAUCAAGCAAGAUUGGAAAAAAUGCUUCGGUCCAGAACCGUGUAUGAAUGGAGAAGGAACCCAAGGAUGCAUGACGUGGUGUAGAAAAAACAUAAACGUUUUAUUAUAUGGUGAAUGUACUACUAAUCCUGCUCAAUGUUGUUGUGUGACAAAAUAAUCUAAUCAAAGAUU